AUGUCUACCUUCACGAUGGUGACGCCAAAGUUGACGCCUGGCCAAAUUUCUCGAAUGGAUGAAGAUCGGAGUGUGUCCGUCAUCGCUGUUGGCACUCUCUUCAUCGUCCUUUGCACAGUCGCCAUCGGACUCCGUUUCUAUGCCAGAUACAACCGUCGCCUCGGUAUCGAGCUGGACGACUGGUCAGCAUUGGCCGCACUGCUCUUCGUCAUCCUCUACUGCGUCUCGUGCGUCAUAGCUCUUCCGUUUGGUAUGGGAAAGCAUGUCUGGGCUGUCGACCCCACGCGUAUCUGGCGCAUUCUCCAGAUCGGCCUCUUCAAUGCCCUUAUUUACUUUACAACCCACUUUUUCAUCAAGCUGUCUAUCCUUGCCUUUUACAAGAGAAUCUUCACCCUGAGGAUACUGUGGUUCAGGUGGUGCCUGAUCGCCAUCGCCAUCUACAACGGAGGCUGGUUCAUCUCGUCGUUUUUCGCUGCCCUCUUCCAGUGCUACCCUCCCCAGUACUUUUGGGAGCAGCAGAAUCCUGCUCUUGCGCCCCCUCCGGCAGGCACGUGCGGAGCUCACAACGCUCCUCUCGUCAUCUCCACUAGUGCCCUCAAUACAUUUGGCGACAUCCUCAUCUUUGCUCUCCCGCUCGCCAUGCUUUCUAAAAUCCAGCUCAAUCGUGCCAAUAAACUAUCUCUGCUGGGUGUCUUUGCCACUGGUGCCUUUGCCAUUAUCGCUGGAAUUAUUCGUUUGACGAGCACUCUUUCUGCCGUCGGUCUCGGCGCCGACGUGACAUGGAUCACAGCCGAUAUUUACAUGUGGACGGCCGUUGAGGGCGGAGUGGGACUAAUCUGCGCAUGCAUGCCCACCAUCGGACCCCUCCUUGGCCUGGCUGGAAAGAAGAUUUCGGGACAUGUCAUGGAGCACACCACGAGAUCUCAGGCCCACAAAGUCCACGGCACACCGCGUUCCGACGCCGGUAGCUGGAACGCUAAGUCGAUGGUACGCAAGUCUACAGUCCUGAGCAGCAGUGGCAGCUAUUCGGCAUCAUCUGAUGAGAAUCUCGAGCUCAAAAUGCAGAGCCCUCGAAGCAUAAUUCGCACCGACGAGUUUUCUGUCGGCAGGAGCUCGCGCAAGGACGACACCUCGUUCGAGACGGAUGUCAUCAUUGGCACCGCCAUCACCAGCCCGGUAUAA
This is a messenger RNA of Geosmithia morbida, 1182 nucleotides long. RefSeq lists its product as uncharacterized. The record is from RefSeq and is a predicted model, not a curated record. The transcript has 5 exons. Lineage: Eukaryota; Fungi; Ascomycota; Sordariomycetes; Hypocreales; Bionectriaceae. Bases 1 to 1182 code for a protein of 393 amino acids.